UUCAGAAAAAUGGAUGCAUUGAAAAUUUUAGACCUAAAUGUUGGAGGAGUACUGUACACAACAUCAGUAGAAACUCUCCUUAAGGACCCUGACUCUAUGCUGUAUAAGAUGUUUUCAAAAGAUGUAAAAACUCUGACCCGAGACAGUAAAGGGCGCAUCUUUCUUGACAGGGAUGGGCAACUGUUCCGGUAUAUACUGGAUUAUUUGAGAAAUGGUAGAUUAAGCCUACCUGCUAAUUUUCAGGAGUGUGGGAGUUUAAGGACUGAAGCAGAAUAUUUCUCUAUCCAAGGUUUGGUUUAUCAUCUCUCUGAUUUAGCACUAGGACUUGGAUCAGGAUUACUGACUCCCAGGAAGAAACGUCCUUCUGCUACUGAUAUGUCAGGAACUAGUGGGGGUCAGGGAUAUAUUGUGGUUGGAUACAGAGGUACAUUUGCCUUCGGUCGGGAUAUGUCAGAUAUCAAAUUCAGGUUUAGGAAGUUGACCAGAAUCCUAGUUCAUGGCAAGGUUACUCUCUGCAGGGAGGUUUUCAAGGACACCCUGAAUGAUAGCAGAGACCCUGACAGAGGAAUGAACAACGAUAGAUAUACAUCCAGAUAUUACUUGAAGCACACAGUUCUUGAGCAUGCCUUUGACCAACUCUGUGAAGCAGGAUUCAGGAUGGUUGGUAGUUGUGGUACAGGAACUUCAGCUCCUACAGCAAUACAAGAUCUUAAGCCUGGUCAGGUUUCAAUAGAAGACCAGUGGAAUCAUUACAACGAGUUCGUUUUUGUCCGAGAUGAUCCAAACAGUUGUACAUGCAACAGUACCCUGCUCUUCACUUCUAACGGCCACAGCCCUGUAUCUGAGAGUAGGAGGGGGAGUUACUUCUAGACAACCUCUCACCACUAGGGUUCAAAGAGUACAUAGCGGUUCAAGAACUCAUAUUGAGGCAGCAACUUUAGACAUCUUGGAAUAAUAUAAACCGAGUUUUCCUGUUGCAUUUCUGCAUUCAUUUCAAUUCGGAAAAUUCAAAUUAUUACAAUCUAUAUAAUAUUACAUAAUAAGUUUGCUAAACCGAACGGAUCCAAGUUAUUAAAGGACCUGCUAUGACCUAUACGAGGGUUUACGGCAGUUUGCCUCCAAAUAUAGUUUUAUUUCAUAUUUUUGUUUGAAAUCAUCCAAAAGAAAAGAAUAAAAUCUAAAAUUGUAA
This is a messenger RNA of Eurytemora carolleeae, 1189 nucleotides long. RefSeq names its product BTB/POZ domain-containing protein KCTD12. The transcript is spliced from 15 exons. Gene Ontology annotation, molecular function: protein binding. The record is from RefSeq and is a predicted model, not a curated record. Gene Ontology annotation, biological process: protein homooligomerization. NCBI's taxonomy places the organism in Eukaryota, Metazoa, Arthropoda, Copepoda, Calanoida, Temoridae. The coding region runs from base 10 to 870 and encodes 286 amino acids.